ACGGAUGCGAAGCUACUUUUAAUCGGCGUGCAUGUUAUGGUUCUUGUAUCUUGUUGAUCUUCAAAGAUAUUAUUAAUCUUACAAACGCUUUAUUUUCCCGUGGCAAACGGAGAAUGGCUUUGGAUAAAUUGGAGCUCGCUAAUCGUAAGAAGAGGUCAGUAGUGCAGUUUAGCCGCUCGUAUAAGAGCAGCUCGAACAUCAGUAACUCCAUUAAAGUAGAUCAACGUUGCACGGUGUCACCAUGAACGUGGUAGUGAUACCAUUCUUUUUAGCCGCGCAUCUCACCGUGGACGAGCCAUGGGAACACGGGCCGGAAUAUACGUUUCAAGUUCAGGUGAACUGCACGGCAAUUCCAGAGGAAGGUGUCUACGGCAGCGUGCGGCUCAACCUGGUGUCGAAGCUUAUCUGUCAGCCGAAGGACGGUCACACGUUGAGUUGCCACUUUGAAGACUCCACGGCUAAUAGCUUUGUCGUGGAUAGCUUGGACCCGUCGGAACCGGUGGCGCCGGUCGGGCCGGUAAAUCGACAACCGGCUUACGAGAUCAACGAGGAUCAGUUCGAGAUCAAGUUUAACAAGCGAGGGUUAGACAGUCUGGUGGUGAACGAGAAUAUCCAGCCGCGUGAGCUCGACAUGAUUCGGAUGAUUGUAGGUCAGCUGAGUAUAGGUGCCACCCUCGAAGGCAUCGGGAACGACCUUACCUUCGACACGAUGGAAAAUUUCACCCAGGGCGAAUGUUUCACGACCUUCAAGAUCGACAAGAAACUAGUAGGACGUUCGCUAUAUGCAAAACCCGGUUACACUCUUAGGCCGGUCUUCGGCCUAAAGGAUGGCAAGCUGGUGCAGAUACGAAAGAUUCGAAAUUUGCACAUGUGCGCGCACAAGGUGCCGUAUCUCUUUGGCAGCGCUGAAAGCUUCAGGGAAGAAAGUGACAUCAUGUCCGAUAUUAGCUUGUCGGAUGGACACAUCAUCAUAACAUCCACAGAAUUUAUAUCCGGUACGUCGAAUGUGAUAACGACGAGCAAAGUAACCGAAGCGGUGAUAACAACACUUUACGAAAACGUACGACUCAGGCUUGAAUCCAUUCAAGCCGCGGAAAGUGAACCGCCAACUGUGAAAGAAGCCGAGCCUGCCAGUAUCUUCAUAGGCAGGUGGUUAAUCGAUGACUCAUCCGAAGAAGAUAAUUAGAUGGUUUCAUUUUUGGUGUUACGUGGGACGUAUACAAACAGACAAACAUUUGCAACGAGGGACGAAAUUCAUUCAUUCACUUGUCGCCAAGUGACUUACAAAUUUGAUUCAUUCUAUUUAUGUUAUUGCAUAAAUAUCAAGCGGUUAUUAUAAAGUUGCGCAACAUUGUAUGUUUGCAUUUUUCAUAUUGCAAAGAUUAUUGUGCGCGCGUGAACAUGAAAUUUCGAAUUUUGAAUAAUUAUAAAUUAAUUAUGUCAUAAUAAUGUUAGUUAUUAAUUACUAAGAAGAAGAAAAUGGUAACAAGUGUGGUAUUUUGAUGUGUGAAAAAUAAAGUUUUCUUACUUGUAUAAAAUAAAA
Molecule: messenger RNA, 1543 nt
Organism: Pogonomyrmex barbatus (red harvester ant)
Lineage: Eukaryota; Metazoa; Arthropoda; Insecta; Hymenoptera; Formicidae
Biological process (GO): lipid transport
Molecular function (GO): lipid carrier activity
Source: RefSeq, a predicted model, not a curated record